UUGGGGUGGGGGUGGGGGGCAUUUUGCAGUUCCAGGGGCGGAGCUGGGUCUGUGGGCUCAGACCCAACACAUAACUGUGGGCGGCUGCAGUCUGGGGCCCCAGACAGCCAGCCUCUCUCAACUGAGCUAACAGCAUGAAGACCCUCUCAGGCCUGCCACUGCUGCUGCUGCUGCUCUCCACGCCUCCUCCCUGCGCCCCACAAGCCUCCGGGAUCCGGGGAGAUGCUCUGGAGAAGUCCUGCCUUCAGCAACCCCUGGACUGUGAUGAUAUCUACAUGCAGGGCUAUCAGGAAGAUGGGGUGUACCUCAUCUACCCCUAUGGCCCCAGUGUGCCGGUCCCUGUCUUCUGUGACAUGACAACCGAGGGUGGCAAGUGGACGGUUUUCCAGAAAAGAUUCAACGGCUCAGUGAGUUUCUUCCGGGGUUGGAACGACUACAAGCUGGGCUUCGGCCGUGCUGACGGGGAGUACUGGCUGGGUAAGGUGGGGUCAUGGGGUGGGGGCUGCCCCUUAGCCAACUCUUGGCUGACCAGCUGCCACCCCUACCUAGGGCUGCAGAACCUGCACCUCCUGACACUGAAGCAGAAGUAUGAGUUGCGCGUGGACUUGGAAGACUUUGAGAACAACACAGCCUAUGCUAAGUAUGUUGACUUCUCCAUCUCCCCCAAUGCGGUCAGUGCGGAGGAGGAUGGCUAUACCCUCUACGUGGCUGGCUUCGAGGAUGGCGGGGCAGGUGACUCACUGUCCUACCACAGUGGCCAGAAGUUCUCCACCUUUGAUCGAGACCAGGACCUCUUUGUGCAGAACUGUGCAGCCCUCUCCUCAGGAGCCUUCUGGUUCAGAAGCUGCCAUUUUGCCAACCUCAACGGCUUCUACCUGGGUGGGUCCCACCUCUCCUAUGCCAAUGGCAUCAACUGGGCCCAGUGGAAAGGCUUCUACUACUCCCUCAAGCGCACUGAGAUGAAAAUUCGUCGUGCCUGAAGGGCUGGCCCAAGCAGGCCCCAUCUCUCCCCUGGAAGCCCCAAGUCUCCAUGUUCUCCCUCCAUGCUCUACCCACAAAUCCUGAGCACCAGCUAUGCCCUGGCAAAUCCCUGCCCCACAUACAGGCAGGCUCUGUAGCACUCUACCUGAGGUUAGGCUGUCAGCGCCCUCCAGGCUUUUCUGUGGCCAAACCAUUCCAGCCUGGAUCUAGCUGAAAUCCAUAAAACUCCAAGUUGCUUCUACCCUUUCACGACAGCUGAAAGCCAGAAGCUACCUUCUAGCUGCCAGCUUAUACAUCCCACCUCAGCCAAUUCCUUACUGCAGACCCAUCUGUGUAGGGCUACCCUCGACAGAGAAAUACAGCACCUAUGGCAUUGCCAAUCAGCUCAGGCAUGGCCACAGUCACACCCCAGCACUCCCACAGCUCUCCUCAGAAUACUUCCUACCUUGGUCUCAUCAACUAACUCCCUUAAGUGAGCAUCAUGGAGCCCAAACCCAUCUGCCUUCACUCAUCCCUCAAAAUUCAACACCAAGACCACACUCACCACAGCUGCUGCCCAUCGACUCUGAAGGAGCCACGGCAAAGCAGCUUAAUUUGGUCCCCUACUUCCCUAGGGAUUGUCAUGAGAGAGGCAGCAGAGAACUCUGGGGGCUGGGAGUGGUGGGAAGUAGAGGUCUCAAUAAACCUUCAGGAUCUGA
Molecule: messenger RNA, 1679 nt
Organism: Rattus norvegicus (Norway rat)
Lineage: Eukaryota; Metazoa; Chordata; Mammalia; Rodentia; Muridae
Gene: Mfap4
Product: microfibril associated protein 4
Biological process (GO): elastic fiber assembly; supramolecular fiber organization; cellular response to UV-B
Cellular component (GO): microfibril; extracellular matrix; extracellular region
Source: RefSeq, a predicted model, not a curated record